Molecule: messenger RNA, 1612 nt
Organism: Camelina sativa (false flax)
Lineage: Eukaryota; Viridiplantae; Streptophyta; Magnoliopsida; Brassicales; Brassicaceae
Product: putative F-box/FBD/LRR-repeat protein At5g56810
Molecular function (GO): protein binding
Source: RefSeq, a predicted model, not a curated record
AUUAACAUAAAAACAGAGCUUCAUAUCUGUCAUUCUAAUCCUCUGCGCCUGCUCCUCUACGCGUGAGGCAAAAACUAGGGUUUUUUUUCUAUUCUUCCAUCAGAUCUAACGAUAUGGCGAUGGAUGAUGCAAGAUCUGGAAUCGAAGACGUUACGUACGCAGAUAGGAUCAGUGAAUUACCUAACGAUUUGCUUUUCCGAAUACUCUCACUAAUCCCGGUAAGCAAUGCGAUGUCCACAAGUCAAUUGUCUAAACGAUGGAAACCUGUAUGGAAGAUGUUGUCAACUCUUGUGUAUGAUGAAAACUCUUGUCCCAACGUUGGUUCCGUUGGAGGUUUUGUCCAAUUCUGUGGCAGGUCCUUGCAAUUACAUGAUGCUCCACUUCUCAAAACCCUAAAUCUCAAACUUAGGAAACACUCUGAUUCCUUAGAUUCUCUGUUUUCAACCCCAAAUAAUAUUCAGUAUUCCACUCUCGUUGAGAUGUCAAUCACUUCUACUACUUAUCCUUGUUAUUACAGUACUAUCAGUUUCCCAAACCUCAAUGUAUUCCAAACACUAGCUGUCUUGAAACUACAAGGCCAUAUUCUUGUUGAUGUUGUUGAGUCUCCCGUUUGCUUCCAAUCCCUGAAAAGUUUGUACCUCAAGUGUGUUAAGUUCGAGUCGGAAGACUCUUUCUCCACUCUUUUAUCGGCUUGUCCUGUUCUUGAAGAUCUCUUCAUCCAAAGAACCUGCAGUGUAGGCAGUUUUGUGUUCACCAUAUCAGUUCCUUCUCUACAGAGAUUAUCUUUCACUAAAGAACAAAGCUAUUAUGCUGACGACAAGGCCAUCGUCGAGAUUACUGCUCCUUCGUUGAAGUACUUGAAGAUCUUCGAUCGCGUAGGUUGUUACAGUUUUGUUGUGGAUAUGUCUAAGUUGGUGGAGGCAGAUGUUAAAGUUAAUCUGUCAAAGAAUGAGAAGCUUCCUAAAGUUCUUACUUCGGUUGAACAUCUUUCCCUAGAUUUAUAUCCUUCAAUGGUUUUUCAUCUUACAGAUAGAUUCAUCUCCAAGCAGCUUCUUCAUCUGGAAUUAGACAUUUACGACAACUUUAGGUCGAAUCUACUUAUGAGUUUGCUGAAAGAUUUACCGUCUUUACGAGCACUAAAGCUCAACCACCAACAUCCCAACUAUACUGUCGAUGAUCAACCGUGUUCAGUCUCUAAACCGAGCUCGGUUCCUAAAUGCUUGAGCUUCCAUCUCGAGACUUUUGAGUGGAUAGGCUACGCAGGAACAUAUGAAGAGAUAGAAGCUGCGGUUUACGUUUUGAAAAACGCUCGUUGUUUGAAGAAUGCUACAAUAUCUCUGUAUUCAAGAGGCAUGGAGAAUGAUCAGUUGAUGAUUAAGGAGUUGGAAUCUAUGUCUAAGGCUUCAACCAUGUGUCAGCUUUUAGUUAAAUUUUAGAUUUUGCUCAUAGAUUUGGGUCAUUGCUUGGAUUUGAACUUUUAGAAAGAGAUAAUUUUAUUAUUCGAAUCUGAAUUUGCAUAAGAAUUAUUAAACUUUUCCCCCUUUUUAUUAGCGUUUUGAUUGUAUGAAAACUAUGGAACAAAGGGAGUUUCUUUUCUUGUAAACAGAGAAGC